Messenger RNA from Clonostachys rhizophaga, 2694 nucleotides. Lineage: Eukaryota; Fungi; Ascomycota; Sordariomycetes; Hypocreales; Bionectriaceae. The record is from the annotation of a GenBank genome assembly.
AUGAAGCACCCAAGACUUCUUCUACUAACACCAUCUUUAUUUGCCUUGACAGCUCAAGCUCAAGAUGACAUAGGCUUCAAAAAUGGAGUGGUGGACUUGAACACGGCCAAUUUCGACGUCAAGCUUAUAAAAGACUCGGGUACUCUCGCAUCUCUCAGACCAGUCGGAAGCGGCUUUGAUUUUCUCCCCUACGAUUACCUUCUGCUAGACCGCCGCGUCCAAAAUGGAAGCUACCAUUGGGGCGAUAUCACCCUCCGGUAUCGUGAACGCUGUGGAGGAAACUGGUCGGAUGGCGACUCGGCCGCGCAACGAACUCCGGUGACGUGGCUUGAAGAUGGGGGCCCCUUGGCUGCGACAAACCUCUCCCCGACUAUGCAGACGGGCCCAUUGAAUAUUACUCGCGAGUGGAUCGACGUUGAAGGCGACUUGGGGCUACAGUUCACCAUCGCUAACACGGGGGACUAUAAUGUUGAGCUCGGCAGCUUAGGGUUCCCGGCUUCCGUGAACAACAUCUUCACCUCGCGCAAGAGAGAGGACAUGUAUGCGAAUUGCUCCUUUAUGGAUCCCUAUGUCGGGCUCGAUGCUGGGUACCUCCAGAUAACGCCCAUCAAAGGGACUGGCGCGGCUCUCGUUGUGACGCCAAUCGGAGAUACUCCCCUGGAAGCCUACAGGUUUCUACCUGAAGAGAGCCGAGGCGGUACUAGAAUUGAGUCAAACGGAUGGGAGGGCUACUACGAAUGGCAGGUUCACUCUAAAUCGUGGGCUGCCAACGAGUGGAAAGAUGCACAGCCUUGGAAUCAUCCAACAUCUGCCGUCAUCAGGCCAGGCGCAGAGCUCAAAUACGGAGUUCGCUUCACGCUGGUCAAAGGGGGAGUCAGGGAAAUCGACAGCGCAUUGAGAAAACUUGACAUGCCCACAGCAGUUGCAGUCCCAGGGUACAUUCUCCCUCGAGAUAUCAUCGGCCGCCUGAAUUUGCAAUACUCCUCAAAGGUAUCGUCCAUUGGAGUUGAGCCCGCUGGCGCCUUGGUCGUGACAGCGCAAGACGAGAACAAUUUCUCUGUGAAACCGACCGACUCGGCCUGGGGUCGUGUGCUUGUAACUGUGACAUACGAGGAUAAGAAAGUCCAGACGAUUCAUUACUAUGUGACAAAGAGCGCCUCGGAAGCGGUAUCUGACCACGGUCGGUUUAUUACCAGUGAGCAGUGGUUCGAUGACGACUCAGAUCCUUUUGGUCGUGGGCCAUCCCCCAUGGGAUACGACCAUGACACAAAGACUAUCGUGACUCAGGAUCAGCGAGUAUGGGUCGCCGGUCUAAGCGACGAGGGCGGCGCGGGCGCGUAUGUUGCCGCCGUGGUGAAGCAGGCGUUUCUUCCAGAUGCCGAGGAAGUGUCCAAGUUGGAUUCGUUUGUUGACAAGGUGCUCUCUAAGACAAUUCAAGAUGAAGAGUGCGGCGUGAAGCUUUCUGUUUUCUUCUACGAGCCGGAAGCUGUGCCGGGUUACAACUACAGUACAUCAAUUGACUGGAAGAAAGGCACGUUCAACAAGGCGAAGGCGUACCAAGUGACCCGGGCGUACAAUUAUGUCUGGCCGGCGGCAUCAUACUGGGCUCUGUACCGUGUGGCGAGGACAUAUCCUACAGCUGUGGGGCAUGAGUGGGAAUGGUAUUUAGACCGUGCCUUCAAGACCGUGAUGAGAGGAAUGGAAGCUGAUGUGGGCUACAACGAUGCGGGCCUCAUGGGAGAAACAGUUUUUGGGGAGAUACUAGACGAUCUAGAGAAGGAAGGAAAGAAAGUAGAAGCUGGGCUGCUGGAGGAAGCCAUGAGGGCCAGAGUAAGUCAAUGGGUUACCCAAGAGUAUCCAUUUGGCAGCGAGAUGUCAUGGGAUUCGACUGGGCAAGAGGGAGUGUACUAUUGGUGUCGACGAUUCGGGGAGACGAAGAUGCAGCACAAGACCAGAGACACUAUUCUAGGUUAUAUGCCCACGAUCCCCCACUGGGGCUACAACGGGAACGCGCGCCGAUAUUGGGAUUUCAGUGUUACUGGCAAGCUCCAAACGGUAGAACGGCAGAUCCAUCACUACGGCUCGGCGCUGAACGCGCUGGCGCUUCUCUCAGCCUUCAAAGAUGACCCGUCCGACUCUUACCUCAUCCGCGUAGGCUACGCUGGCACGAUGGCGCCUCUAUCAAACAUCCAUGAAGAUGGCUUUGCGUCUUGCGCCAUGCAUGCACGGCCGGAGCACCUGUCCUGGGAUGGCUUCAGUGGUGACUAUGGGCCGGGAUUUGUUGGUAUGGCAUUGGGAUCUGGGACAUUUCUGAUCGACGAUGACCAGUUUGGUCUUGUCUCCUACGGUGGGGUCCUGGAGGUAAAUGAGAGGACAGCGAGCGUGCAAGUAAGGGAUGCGGUGAGGCAGAAGAUUUUCAUCGGGCCACUUGGCUUGGAGGUCAAGAUUGACGCCGGCAUUAUCCAGAGCUUCACCUACAAUUUGGACAGUGGCGCCGUAUCAAUCAGGCUGGGGCAACGGCCAGGCAGCCUCAAGGCGGAAACGAUUUUGGUAUGGUCAAACCGCAUCGUAAAUGGGUCCGGCGUGGGAGAGGUUCUCUUUGCUGUAGAUGUUGAUGGUGCUGAGGUCAAGGAUGAGAGGAUGGGGAAAUUGGUUCCGAUGGUGGCGGAUGAGGUGACCAUCCAUCUCAAUUGA